Messenger RNA from Radiomyces spectabilis, 1369 nucleotides. RefSeq lists its product as uncharacterized. The record is from RefSeq and is a predicted model, not a curated record. Gene Ontology annotation, cellular component: cytoplasmic vesicle; plasma membrane. Gene Ontology annotation, molecular function: phosphatidylinositol binding. Gene Ontology annotation, biological process: endocytosis; plasma membrane tubulation; endosomal transport. The transcript has 6 exons. Bases 182 to 1141 code for a protein of 319 amino acids. NCBI's taxonomy places the organism in Eukaryota, Fungi, Mucoromycota, Mucoromycetes, Mucorales, Radiomycetaceae.
GUAUCAAACCGUUUUACCACCAUGCUGAUAAGCAGUGAUUGAUCGUAUGAUACAAAUCACCUUUUUUAAAUUCCUGGAGAAUCUGCGGGGCCGUUUUAAGACAGUGAUAGAUUUGAACGAAUGCGUCUGAGUGGGGUCACACGGGGUGCAAAAUAAAAAAAAGAGAGGAGCAGUCACUCCAAUGGGCUGCUGGCUGCUUGAACAGAGACCAUUGUUGCGUUAUUUUUCACCAGCGUUUUAUAAGAGUCGCCUCACGCACUGCUGUAGUUUUCUUUUUUUCUGCCUUUCUUUUUUUCAAAUGUCUGGCCGGUUAACAUUAGCAGUGCCGGAAGCGGCUGCUUCCGCCGAUACCAUCCAGUUCAAACUUGUCUUGGGCGGAGAUGGACUGGAAUCAUAUAUGCAACGGCAUGACCUUGCUCAGACCAUUGCAUUUCGCUCGUUUCAGCAAAUAAGCUGGCUUCACGACCGACUGGCCCACGCUUUUACCGAAGUGGUGAUUCCGCCGUUGCCAGAACCGCCAGUGGAAUCGCGAAUGGACGAUCAAGAUUACGUCGAACGAAAACGACUUCAGAUUGAACGCUUCUUUGAAAAAUUAAUGCGUCGCCGGGUGUUUGCCAAUCACACUGAUUUUAUUCAUUUUCUAUCCAAUGAUAUGACACCGACAGAAGUAGGCCGCAAAGGCAAAGGCGUUCUGUCCUUCCUUCGGUUCAACCGGGUCAUGAAACCCAGCUCAGACCAAGGCUUCAAAUCCUACAAAGUAACCGAACCCGUUGACGGGGAUGAUCAAGAUACUUUUCAUGGCCAUCAAAUCUAUAUUUUAAUGCUUGAAUCCUACUUUGGUGUGAUUGCCGAGUGUCUGCUGCAAAGUAUUCAAGUGCGUGAAGGACUCGGUGAUGCUUUGGCACAUAUGGGAGAUCUCGUGAUUGAGACGACCCAGAGCAAGUAUCGACUAGGUCACGGUGAUAAAGAAACGGAUAGAGAAGCACAGAGAAAUCUUGAUCGCCGGAUGCAGAUUUUCGGCUUGCUGAUGGAUGAACUAGGGUUUAUCUUUACACGGCAGGGCAAAGAAGAAACGAUGAAAAUGGUGGACGUUCUGAUCGAACAUAAAAAUUCAAUGGAUGCACUCAAGGCGAGUUUAUAGGCUAAAUGUAAAAAAGAAAGAGCAUCAGACAUUGACUGUCCUUCAAUAACCCUGACUUGUUUUACUAUUUCUUUUUUUUUUUUCUCCCUUAGAGUAUCUUCAAUGUGCGAACGCAGAAAUUGAUGGAUUACGUCGACAGUAUGAAGCAUCGUAAUAAGAAACGGGACAAGGCCGAUAAACUGAAAUUGCGUUUGGGACUGAAUGCACCGGAAGUUCAGACGACAAUGG